This is a messenger RNA of Acinonyx jubatus (cheetah), 6943 nucleotides long. RefSeq names its product DLG associated protein 1 (gene DLGAP1). Gene Ontology annotation, cellular component: postsynaptic specialization; glutamatergic synapse. The transcript is spliced from 14 exons. Bases 839 to 3802 code for a protein of 987 amino acids. The record is from RefSeq and is a predicted model, not a curated record. Lineage: Eukaryota; Metazoa; Chordata; Mammalia; Carnivora; Felidae. Gene Ontology annotation, biological process: signaling. Gene Ontology annotation, molecular function: molecular adaptor activity.
GGAGAGGCCGGGCGCCUCCCCGCGGCCUCGGCGCACGUGCCUGGGCUGGGGCCAGGGCGAGUGGCCGCGCCGUAGUAGCUGGGGCGGGUGGGAGCGGCUGGCUCCGGGCCGCGGCCGCCGCCCGCCCGCCGGCUCCGGUGGUUGGGCGGAGGAAGCGCGGGACUCCUCCUCCCCACCGUAUUAACAUGCACCCAGGGGCGGGUGACCAGCCCAGCCUCGCCGCCCCAGCUCGGCGCGUCCCGGCGCUCAGCCUCCGCGCCAGAGGCGAGCGCUGCGCUCCGGGCGCCGCAAUCCCGAGGACACGGCCUCUCCGACACCUCCGGCCCGGCGAAGUCGGCGGCAGCAUCGGCGGGAGCGGUCGCAGCCGCCUCUGCUCCUCUCUCCGUUGCUUCCCGUCUCCUCGCUGAGACCCUGUCCGGGCCGCGGGGACACCCUUUUUCGUCCUCCCCCCGAGGCUCGUGGGACCGACGGACGGACGCAGGGAUCCAGGGCCGGACUGCGGGCAGCGGCAAGGACUUUGUGAAUGGUGCUUUGGAGCACCUUCAGUGGUCAUUGCUCAUCCCUCUUCCCGGUACACUUUCUGGAAGGGACCAGCACACAUCCAGUUGACUCACGUCAAUGGGGUCGUGGAACAGAUCACGCUCAUCUCACUGAGAUCAGAACAGCUGAGCAUUACCUACCACGGAUAACAUCAAGUUAAAAACUGCAAAGUUUGGAUCUUUUCCUGCCUUAGAAGCAAGAAAAAUGGAAAACUGAUCGUCAAAGGUCUCUGCGCAAGACGGGGUGUGGAACCUAACCACGGGGUGUCCAUGACCCCCGAGGCUGCAGCCCAUCAGCAAUGAAAGGGUUAUCGGGCAGCCGCAGCCACCACCACGGGGUCACCUGCGACGCGGCCUGCGACUCGCUGUCGCACCACUCGGACCGCAAGCCCUACCUGCUGAGCCCGCUGGAGCACCACCCGGCCGACCACCCUUACUACACUCAGCGGAACUCCUUCCAGGCCGAGUGCGUGGGCCCGUUCAGCGACCCGCUGGCCAGCAGCACCUUCCCACGCAGGCACUACACCUCGCAGCAGGAACUGAAGGACGAGUGCGCCCUGGUGCCCCGCACGCUGGCCGCCAAGGCCAACCGCAUCCCCGCCAACCUCCUGGACCAGUUUGAGAGGCAGCUGCCGCUCAGCCGGGAUGGCUACCACACGCUGCAGUACAAGCGCACGGCCGUGGAGCACCGCAGCGACAGCCCCGGCCGCAUCCGCCACCUGGUCCACUCGGUCCAGAAGCUCUUCACCAAGUCGCACUCCCUGGAGGGGCCGUCCAAGGGCAGCGUCAACGGGGGCAAAGCCAGCCCCGACGAGACGCAGACGGGGAGGUACGGCAAGCGCAGCAAGAGCAAGGAGCGGCGCGCCGACCCCAAGGCCCGCGCCAACGCCUCCCCGGGCUGGUGGAGCUCCGACGACAACCUGGACGGCGACGUGUGCAUCUACCACGCGCCCUCGGGAGUGAUGACCAUGGGCAGGUGCCCCGACCGCUCGGCCUCGCAGUACUUCAUGGAGGCCUACAACACCAUCAGCGAGCAGGCGGUCAAGGCCUCCCGGAGUAACAACGACGUCAAGUGCUCCACGUGUGCCAACCUGCCCAUCAACCUGGACGCGCCGCUCCUGAAGAAGAGCGCCUGGUCCUCCACCCUGACCGUGAGCCGCGCCAGGGAGGUGUACCAGAAAGCGUCGGUUAACAUGGACCAGGCCAUGGUGAAGUCAGAGUCCUGUCAGCAAGAGCGCUCCUGCCAGUACCUUCAGGUUCCACAGGAUGAAUGGACAGGGUACACCCCUAGAGGUAAAGACGACGAAAUUCCGUGCCGAAGAAUGCGGAGCGGCAGCUACAUCAAGGCCAUGGGAGAUGAAGACAGUGGUGACUCUGACACAAGUCCCAAGCCUUCUCCCAAAGUUGCUGCGCGAAGAGAAAGCUAUCUCAAGGCUACUCAGCCAUCCCUUACAGAACUCACCACACUCAAGAUUUCCAAUGAACACUCCCCCAAACUCCAGAUCCGGAGUCACAGUUACCUGAGGGCAGUAAGUGAAGUCUCCAUCAAUCGAAGCCUGGACAGCCUUGACCCUGCCGGCCUGCUCACAUCACCAAAGUUCCGCUCUAGGAACGAGAGCUACAUGCGAGCCAUGAGCACCAUCAGCCAGGUGAGCGAAAUGGAAGUGAACGGGCAGUUCGAGUCCGUGUGUGAAUCCGUGUUCAGCGAGCUGGAGUCGCAGGCGGUGGAAGCCCUGGACCUGCCCAUGCCCGGGUGCUUCCGCAUGCGGAGCCACAGCUACGUGCGGGCCAUUGAGAAGGGCUGCUCCCAGGACGACGAGUGCGUGUCCCUGCGGUCCUCCUCCCCACCGCGCACCACCACCACCGUGAGGACCAUUCAGAGCAGCACCGGUGUCAUAAAACUGAGUUCUGCAGUUGAAGUGUCAUCUUGCAUUACAACAUAUAAGAAGACACCACCUCCAGUCCCACCCAGAACUACCACGAAACCUUUCAUUUCUAUCACAGCCCAGAGUAGCACAGAGUCUGCCCAGGAUGCCUACAUGGAUGGACAGGGCCAGCGAGGAGAUAUUAUCAGCCAGUCUGGACUGAGCAACUCCACGGAGAGCCUGGACAGUAUGAAGGCUCUGACAGCCGCCAUCGAAGCUGCAAAUGCCCAGAUCCACGGCCCUGCAAGUCAACACAUGAGCAACAACCCUGCCACUGUCACUACCACGACCACCAUAGCCACUGUCACCACAGAGGACAGGAAGAAGGAUCACUUUAAGAAAAAUCGAUGCCUUUCCAUUGGGAUACAGGUGGAUGAUGCUGAAGAGCCUGAGAAAACAGGGGAGAAUAAAGCACCCAGUAAGUUCCAGUCCGUAGGAGUGCAAGUAGAAGAAGAGAAGUGCUUCCGCAGGUUCACUCGAUCCAACAGCGUGACGACAGCCGUACAGGCCGACCUGGACUUCCACGAUAAUCUGGAAAACUCUCUGGAGUCUAUAGAGGACAAUUCGUGCCCCGGCCCAAUGGCCAGACAGUUCUCCCGGGACGCAAGCACCUCCACCGUCAGCAUCCAGGGCUCAGGAAACCACUACCACGCCUGCGCAGCCGACGACGACUUCGAUGCGGAUUUUGACCCUUCGAUUCUGCCUCCCCCGGAUCCCUGGAUUGACUCGAUCACCGAAGACCCCCUGGAGGCCGUCCAAAGGUCGGUGUGCCACCGGGACGGCCACUGGUUUCUGAAGCUCCUCCAAGCAGAGCGGGACCGCAUGGAAGGGUGGUGCCAGCAAAUGGAGCGAGAAGAGCGGGAAAACAACCUGCCGGAAGACAUUCUAGGGAAAAUCCGAACUGCAGUGGGCAGUGCCCAACUUCUCAUGGCCCAGAAAUUCUACCAGUUCAGAGAACUGUGUGAAGAAAACCUGAAUCCCAAUGCUCAUCCAAGGCCCACUUCCCAGGAUCUGGCGGGGUUCUGGGACAUGCUGCAGUUGUCCAUAGAAAAUAUUAGUAUGAAAUUUGAUGAACUUCAUCAGUUAAAGGCCAAUAAUUGGAAACAGAUGGAUCCUCUUGACAAGAAGGAGAGAAGGGCCCCUCCUCCAGUGCCAAAGAAGCCGGCGAAGGGCCCCGCGCCGCUGAUCCGGGAGCGCUCGCUGGAGAGCUCGCAGCGCCAGGAGGCCCGCAAGCGCCUGAUGGCCGCCAAGCGCGCCGCGUCCGUCCGCCAGAACUCGGCCACCGAGAGCGCCGAGAGCAUCGAGAUCUACAUCCCCGAGGCGCAGACCCGGCUCUGAGCUCCCCGCGCGCCCCGCCGCGCCGCCUCCGCGCUCCGUCCUCCCUCCGCCCCCUCCCCGCCCUCCGAGCCCGUCCGUCCCGGAGCUCAGUGACUUCCACUGUCGCGGUGUAGUUGUCGGUCUUGCAGGAGCCGCCCCCCUCCCCCCAGUAGCCCCAGCCGCCCGGACCGGUUUGCCCACGUUCUCCACCGAGCUUCGCCACCCGUACGGACGCGUCACCCACCUGCCUCAUCCAGAGAGCCGGCCUUUCUUUUCUCGGCAGAACCAAACCCACCUGUGUAGAAAUGGCCCCUUUAGGUCGCCCACCAUCCUCAGUUCUCCCAAGCUAGUCUGUCCCUAGAGCUCAGCAAUAUAAAACCAUAGGGUAUUUCAGAAAUCCAGUAGCACAGGGUGAGCCUUUGGGACUUAACCGUCUUCCACGUGAAGGAAACUAGGGCUCCGAUUCCCUUUAUUUCCCCUAAACGGUUAUUAUUUUGUCAAGCAGAUGGAGCACUUUAUUUCCAACCUCAGAAAUCACGCCAUCUCACCGGAAUCGAUGAGUGACAAUCCUAGAGGGGACGAAGUGGGGCUGGAUAUGUAGUGGGGAAGGGAGGAGCAAACUCUGCAGGUGCUGGGGCUUACCUGCUUCACUCACAGCUGCACAAACUGCCUCACUGUUACUCCAUCCAUCACUGCUUCAAAUGUUUCCAUCAGCAGAAGAUUGUAAAUUCGAUCUUUCAGGGAAAUUAAUCUAUUCUGAAAGGCAAUAAAAUGAAGAAAGGCAAGGAAGCACUGCUAGUUUAAGAUAUACUACAUAAGGGAUUUUUUUUUGUCCUAUUAUUAAGAAAAUUUAGACCUGAAAUGUUUUAUCAACUUUUACUGUACUAUGUGUAUUAUAUUGUUGUGAUGGUGGGGGGUCUUUAAAGGGGAAAGCGUUGGUCCUCUUCACGUGUUAGUGUCCAUCCUGGGGGGCCUACCUACUACGCAUAUAAGUACACACCUGGUCAAGAAGUGCUGUAAGUGGCAGCGAGGGUGUUUUCGGAGAGAAGUUUGGAUUUUCCUGUCACCCUUUGAAUGCUACACAUCCAUCUGUUGUAACCCGGUAGUUUGUAAUGCAGACAUAUUUUCGCCUUUGGUCUUCUCUCUCUCCUACCCAGAGUCCCACCAGUCUCCAGCAUAAGGAUUUCGUCCUAUGUCAAACCGAUAAAAUAAAUUCUCUACCCAAGUAGACACGCGGCCUCGUUCCAAAGAGCUGCCCCUCAUCUUGAGGUCCCAGGUGGUGAGAGAAGAAAUUUGACCUCAGCAGUUCAGCAGUCACGAGGAAGGGGGGAAAGUCGUGAUUCAUAAGCACUGAAAGAAACCCAGGCUUUUGGCAGAGAAUGUGAAUUUACACUUUUAGUCCUGACGGAUGGGCAGUGUGCGCUAAGCAACUAGCUGAAGUUAUCUUUAAACGCCCUUACUCGUAGCAGUUUAAACAUUUAGGAUGUGGUGAUCUUAAAGUAUCACUGACAUUUUAUGUCCAGCUCCCACUCUAAAGCAUUAGAAAUUACCCUUGAAAAAUGACAGACUAAAAACACACAUCAAAUAAGCUUGCACCAGAACUUUUUUUAAAAAAUAUACUCUCGUAGCCAGGUGCUAAUUUAUUUAUGAAAUUAAGAGAAGUGAUGGGUUCUGGCAACAACUAUUUUCAUGGUCACAUUCUAAAACCACUAGGGAAUUCGCUACCUCUCAGAGCCACUGAUGCUUUGAGCUAUCUUUAUAAACAGGGCACAAAUGUUUACUGCUGUGGUUUACAAGAAAAGGGCUACUAACCUAUUUAAAAACCAACCAACCAACUUUUAACUAGGGUGGACAAAGCACCUUGAGUGCUUUGCAAAAUUGGAGCUGACAGAGAUUUUGAACUUCAAGGGUUCGCUUGUUUUAAAAAGAAUACACCUUUUCUUCAGUUUGUAGCAGCAACGGAAGGUCACACAAAGUUUGCAGCCAGUUAAGGCCAUCUGCCACCUUGGGUAGCCUAUAGUCCCAUUCAAUCCUGAACUUGGAACUCAUAGAUUGACGUGAAGGAAGCGACAUCCAUCGGAAGACCCAUGUUCCCAGCUACAGCUCCGUGCCCUGAGGUAGAGAGAAGAUUGGGAUUAAGAAAUCGAUUUCUAAUACGACUCAAGAUCAUCCUACAGUAUUUUCUUUGGAAACCGGUUUAGCCCAGGAUAUUUUAAAGAGAGACAAGAGAAGGCCUAUUUAUCUUGUCUAUGUGAAUGGUAUUUGUAUAUUCAUAAGCUAUUUUUGGUAAGGAUUUUAAAUCUUUUAGCUGAAUGCCUACAGGCAUCAUGACCCUUGCCUUCCUUAAAACACAAAUUGUACAAACACUUUAUAAAAAGCUAAUUAUUGAUCUUAAAACACGACCCCACAUAAAGCUGCUUGUUAACCACUUGCCCCCUUAAGCUGACAUCCAUGAGCAUAACCUUUGUCACAUUGUUCUUUUUGAUGUAAUUUGUAGAUAUGUUUUUUAGUUCAUAAUGGAAAAUGUAUGUACCCUGAAAAAUUACUUAUUUUGUUUAACUUUGGUAUAAAGCUGUUUGGGCAUUUUCUUGGGGAGGGGGGGAACUACAAAAGAAGUUUGUCUCCCACAUCAAAAAACGUUCAAAGAAAUUAAGUAUUUAUUAUAUUUUUUGCAGAUGUUUCCAUACAAUUCACAUAACCUUUUUGUAAAGAGAGAUGAAGAAAUGGAUUAAAGAUUUUUAAUAUUUGAAAUGGUAAAUAGAACUAAUUUAUUUGUAAUAUAUUUCUGUUAUUUAUAGAUGUUUCCUUAAUGUUUUACUGUGCAUUACCACUUUAAUUUAAGCCUUAUCCUUGUGAAUUUGCCAUUUCUUUUUUAAAACAUGUCUAGAUGCAUAUUUUAAAUAACUGGAAUGUAAAUCACUAGCAUAUCUGAAUUCCCAAUGUAAUUUUUAAAAAUUAUUUUGGUUUGGAAAAAAAAGAUUCAUUUGAAAGCCUUCAGAUGGAGGGGUGGGGAACAUUUUUAUGGCUUUAUGAAGUGGAAUUUCAUAGGCUUAUUUACCUAGAUUGUGUGUGGACAAAAAAAAGAAAAAAACAAACUGUAAAUAGAUGAAUGUUUCCCAUAAUGUAAAAAGAAGAAAUUAAUAAAAUAAUUAAUGCACUGCU